This is a messenger RNA of Mollisia scopiformis, 893 nucleotides long. RefSeq lists its product as uncharacterized. The record is from RefSeq and is a predicted model, not a curated record. The coding region runs from base 219 to 893 and encodes 224 amino acids. The transcript is spliced from 2 exons. Lineage: Eukaryota; Fungi; Ascomycota; Leotiomycetes; Helotiales; Mollisiaceae.
GUUAGCACUUCAUGAGCGACCGCGCCAGUAAAGCCCUUGCAGAGGCGUCUUUGCCAGGAGAACCUCAAACGUACGAUGCUAGAUCCAAACGCAGCGGAGUCCCUCUGGCUACUCUUUAUUAUCGUGAUUAUGGGCGGCGCUCGAAAGAAGAAAAGGCCGAAGGCCAAUAGUAUUUUAGUCCAUUAAAGGAGAAAGCCCUUGAAAGGUAUUUGAAACAGAUGGCUGACCUUGUGAAUCCUGUGCGAAUUAAGUUUCUCCCAUCCCUUGCCUUUAAUAUCGCCCGCCGGCGUUCUACAACGAACAAAGCGACUAAGCCUCCGAGUAAGAACUGGGCUCAAGCCUUCCAAAAGCGUCAUCCGGCAUUAAAAUCACAACGAAUGAAGGCGAUGGACUGGAACCGCCAUGAUAGAAACAUAUAUGAUAAGAUAAUACAUUGGUUUGAGGUAAUCGGGAAAGUUUUAAAUGAUUCGGCUGUUCUGCUAGAGAAUGUCUAUAAUAUAGACGAAACAGGAGUCAUGCUAUGCAUGCUUAACUUUGUCAAAGUCUUCGUCAGUAAAGACGAUAAACGAGACUAUAGAGGCGCAGGCGUCAAGCGAACCACAGUGACUGCCAUUGAGUGUAUUAGUGGAAACGAUGCUAUGAAAGGCAGGAAAAAUCGUGGCCGAAAGCGCAAGAACACUAUAUUGGAGGUGGAUGACCCAGGGGCGGAGCCAGAAGAAGCACAUGCUGCGAAAGAAUUGCAGGCAAAGAGGAAACGCGGCCGGAAGCGUAAGAGUGUUGUAGAAGUGGCCGACGACACUGAACCAGAACCAGAACCAGAGCCAGAGCCAGAAGUGGCACGGACGAUAGAAGCGUCAGUCUCAUGGAGAGCACCAGUGGCUCACAUGUAUUGA